This is a messenger RNA of Mus caroli (Ryukyu mouse), 1174 nucleotides long. RefSeq names its product TAFA chemokine like family member 3 (gene Tafa3). The record is from RefSeq and is a predicted model, not a curated record. Gene Ontology annotation, molecular function: receptor ligand activity. Gene Ontology annotation, biological process: negative regulation of microglial cell activation; positive regulation of microglial cell activation. Lineage: Eukaryota; Metazoa; Chordata; Mammalia; Rodentia; Muridae.
GGCUGGAGUAGCGGGAACGACUCCCAGUCUAGCGGCUGCGCGCUCCUCAACCUGCAGACCGAAAGCUCGGGAGGACCCGGCCUAGCCCAGCAGAACUGGUGGGUGCUGAACCAGAGCAUCUAGGUGCUCUAAACCGGAGACUCCAGCUUAGCCAGAGCCCCUGCUCUCCUCGGGCGCAACAACUUUGACGAUCUAUCGCGGACAGAGCUCAAAACCAGACAACACCUAAGCUGGCCACUCCCGCGAAGAGCCCGAUUUGGAGAGUCUAGAUGCCAAGCUCAGAAGCAGCGAGGACCUCAGGCCAGAAAGUUGAACCCGGGCCACUGCUGUGGAGCAGCUUCCUCUUAGCCCCUCCAGGGGUCUGGUCUCUCUCCAUUCUGAACAACCUCCACAUUGUUCAUCAGAUGGAACAAGUCUGAGACCAGCAGAUGAACAGGCAGAGAGAGGCCUGAAGACCCCAGGAACGGCUCUGCCUUCCUGUUCCUUGAUCCCUCUCUGUCAGUCAUCGUAUCCUACAGUGACAUCCCGCCCCACCGAAAGCUACCUGGAGACAAGACCGAUGGAGAGACCCACCAGCAACUGGAGUGCAGGCAGCUGGGUGCUUGCACUGUGCCUUGCCUGGCUGUGGACAUGUCUGGCCUCUGCUUCCUUGCAGCCUCCAACAUCUGCAGUCCUAGUGAAGCAGGGCACCUGCGAGGUGAUUGCUGCUCAUCGCUGCUGCAACCGGAACCGCAUUGAGGAGCGCUCCCAGACGGUCAAAUGCUCCUGCCUGUCUGGCCAGGUGGCUGGCACCACCAGAGCAAAGCCCUCCUGUGUGGACGCCUCCAUCGUCCUGCAGAAGUGGUGGUGUCAGAUGGAGCCCUGCCUGCUGGGGGAGGAGUGUAAGGUGCUCCCGGACCUGUCAGGGUGGAGCUGCAGCAGUGGACACAAGGUCAAAACCACCAAGGUCACGCGGUAACUCUCGGAGGUCAUGGCUUAGGCAGGACAGCCUUGACUGAGCUCGAGACUGAAGAAAGGCCUCCGGUCACCAGACAGCAGAUAAGAGGACUCACUUACCUGGACAUGUGCCCAUGUCAAGUGUAACAUAGACCUGCCAGGGCCCUGGGCAGCACUCUGUUCAGCUAAAAUGCUUGGAUCUUUGGCCACACACUUGAGAGACCUGUGCUCUCCUAUG